AACUUCCAACAACCAACUCAAAGCAGUUCGUCUGGCCGCAGAGAUUAUGCAGCACCUUAGUUGAGCGCGCUCGGAAUCAGCUUACUUACCGACACCCCCGGACGGAAGAGGACCAUAGGAGAGACCCCACCCGACCCGAGAGAAUGACGAAAUCUUUCACCGGUGAAUCGCAACGUUGUCGAAGACGACGGCCACAACAGCAAGCGAGCAGAAACAGCAACAUCAACAGCACCAUGGGCGAAUCCAUCGACAGAUCGCACCUCUCCAGCGGAAAAAGCAGGAGCACCUUCACAGCAGCCAUGUCAAAGAGGAGGAAAAUUGUUUACGGCUGGUUUAAUUUCAUCUUCUUAUGCUGGCUAAUGCUCACCGAACAGUUCGUUAGCGUGCUUAGCCUUAAGGAUUUGAAAAUCUUCGUUCCGGAUGCAGUCAUCAUGGGAAAUGCAGCCACACUGACGUGCCAAUUCGAGCUGGAAAAGGCCUCCCUCUACUCGGUUCGGUGGUACUUCGAGGCCGAGGAAUUCUACCGGUACGUGCCGAAGGAGUCACCCCCAGCAAGGACAUUCCCUGUUUCUGGCAUCACAGUUGAUGAAACUCAAUCAGAUUCCCAGUCGGUGACGCUUCGUGGCGUUACCCGGGACCUGACGGGACAGUUCCAGUGCGAAGUGUCCGAGGAUGCACCGCUCUUCCACACCGACAUCCGAUUCGCCAGAAUGCAAGUGGUCGAACUACCCAAGGAAGAUCCGCAGAUGCAGCUGGAAAAAACUCACAUCACGACGGGCGACAGCUUUCGGGCCAUUUGCACCGUUGGGACGUCAUUCCCGUCGGCCAACAUCACCUGGUACAUCAACUCCAAGAAGAUCCACCGUUCGCCGUACCAACGGAUCACGUAUCGCUCGUACGAGGGAACUCCGACUUUCUCGUCGCUGGACAUGUACCCGCACAGCCAGGUCCUGCAGGACAUCUACCAAACGAUGCCCCCGAUGCAGACGAGCCUGGCCAUCAUGUGCGAGAUCUCGAUCCUGCACAUCUACACCAAAAGUGUCCACAAGAUGCUCAUCGUGAGCGAUCUGGUGACGACGGUUUCCCCUUCGCUGCUGGGCCUGGACGGGUCGCACAACCGACGGAACGGCGAUCCGGACAAUUCGGCCCUGACGGUAAGUGGUGUCGGAGUGGCCGGGAGUAGCAGCGUCAUGAUCUGGAGUUCGAUUCUGGCAGUGGCCGUAGUGUACCAUCGCUGCGGGAAAGGAGGGCGGGGAUUGUGAUGCGAUUAGGCUUUGACGGUGUACAUAGAUUUAGAGAAUGUUCAGCUGUAGGGCCGGAUUUGGAGAAGGUCAAACACACACGUGAAUACCUAGGAGCGAGUCUUGACACUCUAAACCAUUAUAUUUAUACAGAAGCCAUAGUAGACAAGGGGAUUAAGUGCGACGGAAAGGACGCAGACCUGUUGAAAUGUACAUGUAAUAUAUAUGUAUUUGAGCUUUUUUACCCAGGCGUAUUGCUUUAACAAUGAAAUGAUUAAGGGCGUGAAGAGGGCGGAUGAUGCGGAACAUAUGUAGGUUGGAAAUUUAGGUUUAUUUGGGAAUCAUUUAUUUUUAAGAAAUCAACAAUGCAGCCAAACCUGAAGCUUUUCAAUUGCUACCGAGAAAGUUGCUGACUACCUGACAUGUAGUGGUACUCCGUGAACUUUUAGUAUGAUUCAUAUGAUUUAUUGAGAUCCCGAGAUAAAUGAUUCCAAUGUACGCAGUCUUCGUCGUAGGUUAGCAAAGGUCUUCCAAAGAUGAGGUCGUAAGAUGACACUGCCAAUGUCUUACAUAUCCGAAGCACUUCGACUGAGAAUCGAACCCAUGGAGAAAUGCGACUUAUUGCUUGUCAACACGGUUGUACAGCCACGGAGCUCACAAAGGUUAGGUUUAUAGAGGUGGUAUAGUUGAUUAGAUAUCAUAUUCAAUGCAUUUCAGGCAAAAUACUAUGUUUCACGAUUCACAACAAAUGCAUUUUGCUCUUACAGAUGCUCUUGCAAAAAUGGCCAAACCUUGGUCCCUUCGGCACCGGAUCUGAGCGGCCAAGUCCAACCAAACCAAAAUAUUUAGCCACAUUCACAAAAUAUAAGCCUUGACGAUAAUUUUGAGUACAAAAACGUUUAUAUUUGGUGAAUAAACGGCUGCGAAAUUCGUAUGUCAAAUCCGGGUCAAUAUGACCCGAACACCUCAAACGUAACUUUUUUUGUCCAGCCCUUCAGAAAUGUCCUACAAAAAUUUUUCAAACGUGAAACUCUUAUUUUCCACAAAAGAUUAAAAGUCACAAAAUUUCUUAACAAUAGGAAGUAACAAACAAAAGUUGUGGCGCUUUGAAAGUGCGUUUCGGGUCAUAUUGACCCGAACACCGUAGGAAGGUUAA
Messenger RNA from Aedes aegypti (yellow fever mosquito), 2397 nucleotides. RefSeq lists its product as uncharacterized. NCBI's taxonomy places the organism in Eukaryota, Metazoa, Arthropoda, Insecta, Diptera, Culicidae. The coding region runs from base 144 to 1262 and encodes 372 amino acids. The transcript has 6 exons. The record is from RefSeq and is a predicted model, not a curated record.